Molecule: messenger RNA, 7514 nt
Organism: Xiphophorus couchianus (Monterrey platyfish)
Lineage: Eukaryota; Metazoa; Chordata; Actinopteri; Cyprinodontiformes; Poeciliidae
Gene: ccser1
Product: coiled-coil serine-rich protein 1
Exons: 11
Coding region: 265-3192 (975 amino acids)
Source: RefSeq, a predicted model, not a curated record
GCACAGGCUCGCUGUCAGUGACUGCAACGCGGAAGGAGGAAACCGACUCUCCGUCACUGAGGUGUAAUUUCGGCGUCACCGCCUCACAAGGUGCACCCUUUAGUGCAAUUCCAAUGCCGCUGUAAGACCCCUGACACCUUCAUGCCAGUACUAUUUCAUUUUAAACACAAAGCGGACACAUAUCUCCCCCCGGUUCUCCACUGACGGGCCUCGGUAACGACUCUAACAAGGCGCUGAAGAGUCCCUCACUGCCUCAGCUUCUCCAUGGGUGAAUCGGGCUCACGCCGUUCCACACUUGUUUCACGCCUGCCAAUCUUCCGCCGCAGCGCCAGCAAGCGGCAGGAGUCCCUCCCCUCCUCCCCGUCCUCGGGGGGAGUGGGAAACGGCGUUCACACCUCCUCGCCCUCCAGCACCAACUCCAGCUCGGGCAGCACCGGCAAACGCCGGAGCCUGUUUCGCGCGCCGUCUCUCAGUUUCACGGCUAAGAGGAACAGUGAUCCACGCGUUCAGCCCAUCAACCUGAACCUCACGCCCCCCCUGACACAGACCACUGAUGCAAACGGAAACAACCAGCAGACGGUAACUUCGUCGGCGUCCUCAGGUUUCGGCGAGGGUGGCAGGCGUUCCAAGUCGCGCCACUCAUUUGGGUUUGGGAGCCACAAGCAAAAGAAAAUCCCACGUUCGCAGACUGAGGACUUUGAUAAGGCCUCCUCAUCCUCGUCGGCAACUAAUCGAAAUGUGUUCAUCAACUGCAUCAGCAGCUCCGAAGCCAAUGAAGGUGACGACUCGGGGUUCCUCGAUGACUUCAGUGGGGCCAGUAAUAACAACAAACGCUCUUCGAGGCAGAAGAAGCAGCUACUGCCUAAAUCAUUCUCAGCCCAUCACCGUUUCUCUCGCACGUCCGACCACCACAGGCCUCCAGAAGUCAACCUGGAACCUCCUAGCUCUGCCACCGUCACACCUGGGCCAGAGGGCCUCACACCUGGGUCAUGUCCUGGAGAACUAAUGGGAGGAGGGGGUGAGAGCUCGCUUCAGUCCCCCAUGAUUUCAGAAGAUCGAACAACCGCCAUCACUCCCUCAGAGUUCAUUCCCAUAACAGAAGACUCUGUGUCGGAGGUGGACGCACUCCCGGCUCCCAGUCCAGGAUCCGGUUUGAACUCAGUGCCUGUCUGUGUGUCUGAGUCGCCUGCUGAUGCUGCUCCACCUGAUCCCCCAGCUGCACCUGAGAACCUCAGCGUGGCAGUCUCCACCUCUCAGGUUUUCUUCACCCCAGCCCAGUCCAGCGCUGAGAAACCCUUACUCCCUGACACCAGCACAGCCAACAACACAGACUAUGAAACGGCUGUCUCCCUGUCCGAGCCAGAGACGGCUGUACCCUGCCCACCUCUGUGGGAACAAUCACUGGAAGAGAGGAAAGAGAGGGAAGAGGAAAGACAGGAGGCAAUAAAAGACAGUUCAGUAGAGGAGAGGAAGAAGUUGGUGCAGGAGAGAAAGGCAGGCUACCACACCGAGACCACAAGUGAGAGCGAGGUGUGUGGGGCGCGCAGCGAGGGCUGUCACUCAAACCCCGAGAAAACGGAUAGGAGGGCGAGACACACACUCUCUCUUCAAGAAAGAGGAAGCUUCUGCGGCUGCCAUGAACCCAGGUCCUCUCAUUUGAGGAAACCACAUGCAGCUUCUGUGUGCAGCAGUGCCAGCCCUUACCACGAGGUGAUGCGGAUGGAAAGGCGACUGCGCUCCUCAUCUGAGGGGGCCGGUGGGCCUCGUGUCCAUGGAAACUACAGAGAUGCUCCAGGCAUGGAGGGAAAUGGUCUGCUCAAGCACAGAAACAACUCCUCGUCGUCUAAACUUGGAAGUUUGGAUGUGCUGAACAACCUGGGCUCCUCAGAACUGGAUGAAGAUGACCUCAUGUUAGACCUGGACCUCUCGGAUGAUCAGCGACAUCGACAUGUGUCCAGAGAAGACUCGAGCCAGUCCCUAACAUCCUGCCUCAACCUGCUUCCUUCUCCCUUGGAUCCACCCGGAGAUCGCUUGGCAGGGAAAGAAAACGUUCAGAGGGAACUCAGUCGACCAACCAGUCUGCUGCCCACUGAAUGUAUCGUGGGGCCUGGUUUAGGGAAGGAUGACGACCCUCUACCACCGGGGCUGGAGAGCCUUCCUCUCAGACUGAUGCAGCAGGAAUGCACAGCGGUCAAAACCCUGCUUUUAAGACUGAGAAGGACAUUACAGGAGAGCACAGAGACGAGUCCAGCCAGCAGCCUUCAGUCCCUACCCAUCAGUCCUUGCAGUGAGAAGUCUCUUCCAUUAAAGGAUCUGAACAGAGAGGAAACCCUGCUGCAGCAGCUGAGAGAAAAAGAUGAGCUGAUUCUCCGACUCCAGAGUGAACUGGAGAGUGCCAGAGCAGCCCUGAAGAUGAAAGACUGCCAAAUGACUGAUCACACAACGCAGACAGAACACACAGGGGCAGAGAUCAGCUUUCCAGGCCGGUGGUCAGGACUCGGCAACAGCAACAUCAGCCUGGCUCCAAGGGAGCGAAGGCUGGUGCGGGGAGCGUCAGCGGCACAAGGAGGGGACCACUAUAACCAACACCACCCUUACCACUGUCGGCCCACUGCUGCUGCAGAGCGCCAUGCUGCCAGGGAGGAGCGCCACCAGCAGGGAGCUGGGAACGCUGCUGGUAAUCUGGCUUCUGGCUCCUCUGACCCGUCCUCCGUCCAGACCUCACCCACCACACCAGCCCAGACCAGUACAUAUCAGCCCCCAUGUUCCACCACAGCUUCACCUCCUUGCUCCAAGCAGCCUGAGGGGGUGUCCUCCUCCUCUGAGUCCUUAACACCAGGAGGAGGAGGAAGUGGAGCAAGUCAGUCCGGCGGGGUGAAGAGAGGAGGCGGGGAUCACCAUCCGCCAAGCCUAAUCCCUCGUGCAGUCGGGGCCAGCGCUUCUUCGAGUCUCCACAGCCUCGCAAGCAGAGGGAGCUCCACACAAAACAUCUCGUCAUCAGACCGGGCCUCGCCAACACCUCCCACACCUUCGUCAGCUUCCUCCUCUUCCUCCUCCUCCGCGUUCACCGGCCGUUUAGGACAACCACCUCGCGGCCCUCUGUCUCUGCAUAGCUAUAGCCGGAAAAACGUCUUCCUCCAGCAUUCCCUGCACACGGCCGAACUGCAAGCCCUCACACAGAGAGACAGUUGAGGAUGCCAAAAAAAAAAACAACCAGCCAUAAGCAGCCAUAUCAUCAGCUUAAGUUAUCAUAAGGGUUAAUAAUUAGGAGAAAACAUUGCUGCUGCUUCUGUUAUCGUCGCGCCAAACUCACCCUUAAAAAAAUAAAUAAAUAAAAAUCCCCCCUCCCAUUGCGCUUACAAUCACUUUGCAAUCCAGACCAGCCCUUGAUUCACUUGUUUAGAAAUUUGCUUGAUUUUACACAUGGGCACACACACACACAUCAGGCAGUGAGAUUGAAAAAAGGCACUCACCCGUCUAUCAGCGCUCCCACGUUGUGUCAUGCUGACAGUUCAGAUGAGCUUACGCCCACAGACACACAAACUCCACACAAAUACAGUCACCCACACUAAAACUCACACUUUGACACAAAGACAUCGCCUGUGAUAUCUCUGCUUGGCCAUCUGCACCAGCACGGCGGUAAAACUGAAUGAAAAGACGAGGUGUCUGCAUUGUUAAAGCUCAGUUCUUUAUUUGACUGCCUGUAACAGUGAAGCCAUUUGCUGCUGAAGAACAUUUGGACCCAACUGUGAUUUUUGCUCGUGACCAUGUUUUUCUCAACCUGCCAAAUCCCACAUUGAAUUAAAUCCUCAUUCCUCAGUGGUCCAGGUUAAGAGACUUCAGUCCUUGUAAUACAGCAUGCUUUUUAAAAAUUUUUAAAAGAAGAAAAAAUACAACCGAGCGUUUAAUAUGGCAGCAACUUAAUUCUCAUUACAACAUAAAGUCUCAGUAUGAACUUUCAUGUCAGUGUUUUUAAAAGGGAAUCAAUCCAGUCAAAACUUCCAUGACAUUAAUUAACCUGUUUGUAUAGUCUUUUUUUGAGAGAAGAAUUUUUCUUUCCAUAAAAUGACUUUUGUUCUUUGCUCAACAUUUUUUAAUUGCAGGAAUACAAGGUUAAGCUGUAACAUACAUUAUACUGGAUGGAAUAAUGGGUCUCACAAAAAUAAUGAAGCUGAAAUAAAAUUACAUUUUAAACUUAAACAAACCACAACCUAUAUAAGCUAUUGUUAUACUCCAGUUUGAAUAAAACAAAUUGUUUUGUCUGACAGAUUUUUCACAGAAAUUCUUCAGUGCUUGUAAUAAAAACCUGCGCAGGUUAUUGGCAGCUGAUGUCUAUGGGCGCUUCGUUGAAUGACAGCAAACUGAAUUGUACUGGAUAAUCACAUUAAAGGGAUAGCUUGGAUUUUUUUUCUCUUAAAGUUAUUUUCUUAACUUGCUGUACAGAGACACCAUAUCACAGUUAGUUUGUAGAAAAGUAAACAAUGCAGUAGAAGGAUACCUCCUACAGACGACAUGAGGCCGAGAACAAAAUGAUGCUGUUUUUAUCACACAGCUGCGACAGUGAGAACAGUUUGGCUUAACCAUGCAGAGCCCUUAAAUGCCCUCAUUUGGGUUGAGGAUCAGCUUUUAAUUUAAGAGAAACCUCACAACUCAGCAUUCCUGCCAUGUUCAAAGACAAAGUGCCCCCGCCUUUGCCAUCAGCAGGUCGUGACAAUGUGAAUUCCUGACAUAAAUUGAGCUAAAACCCAGAUCUAUGGCCAUAUUGUGAAUAUUUAAUGGCAGCCUUUUUAAAUUUUGAUCAACUGACGAACAGCCUGUUUCUAAUAAUUAGUUUACUCUGACUUUUUUUUUACUCUUUUGCUCUUCUUUUUGAACUUAGAGCCUUGUAAAGAUCAGCAGAAAAUGUGAAUAAUUUAGAUUCUGAUCCCGAGUGUUCUGCAUUGUAUUUCACUGAUAAAAACAAUUUCAGUGUGAGCAUUUUAAAUAGUUAAAACUCAGCAAAAACAAGGAGUGCCCAUUUACUGAGUAAAUGUCAGUUAUUCACCUAUUUGGGAAGUUGUUUUCUUUUCUACAAACUUGCUGUGAUAUGACAUCUUUCCACAACAGCUGAGGGAACUAUCACUGAUAACUUCACAGAAUAUCACUUCAUAAAUCCAAACUAUCCCCUUAUUGCUGAAAGAGAAAUGUUUUUUUAUAACUACUUGCGUAAGGGAGUCACUUAAUUGGGUUCUGUAUAAAGAAGGAACUACACGUAAAAAAGUUGUAUAUUUACUCAAAGACUUUACAAAGCUUUUACCCAGUUCUCUUGAGUUCUUCCUGUUUCAGUUUAAUGAUGAUAUCUCAUUGUAACAAGACUACCAUCUACAUUUCUUUUGUCUAUAAGGUCGUUUAAGCGACAUGAACAUUACUGCCAAAAUUUGCUGACUCAUCUUUUGGGACAAGGGACAAGGUGGUGUUUCAGAACGACUUAUUUUUUUUGUUAACUGAACUGUAUAACAAUCUCCUUGGUUUACUACAACUGUUGUAUGUUUUCUGUGAACUGACCAAAUCCUGGAACUGGUCUUUCCCCCUUGGCUUUGAGGUAAAUGGAUCCUACAAAGUCAAGCAGGAGGUGGGAAUUUGCACUUGUUCUUGGUGCGAGCGAGUAGUUCACCGCCGCUGGCAUCUACAGACUGGUGAGAUGUUGGAGCGGUUGUUGACCUUGUCUGUCUCUAAAUAGCACCUGGCUUGGGGGAACCUGUGUAAAUGUUGUGUGUGUGCUGUAAUGCACACAUCACGAGGGAAAAGGUCCUGGUAGUAGCGAAGAAACACCUGAAGCCCAGCGGCUCUGAUCCUAGUGGUGGAGGCCGCAGUUCUGCUUGUGGUCUGUUUCGCUAAAACAACUCUCUGGCAUCUUUUGAUUGAAAUGCCGUUGUUCCCUCCAGUUCCUCUCUCCUGCCAUUUUUUAAUGUGUAUUGUGUUACCUCUGGACUCCAGCAUUUCGCCAACAGUCUCCUUCCUUUCAUCACCUCUCUUUCUGUUGGAUCUUCUUCUAUCCUCAUCUCUUUUUCUCUCCUCUCUCCCCUGCUAAGUCCACUGAUACAAACCUUAUAUUGUUGUAUAAUGCAGCAUUAUCUGGGUGCUGGUACACACAGCUGUGUUGAUUUUAACACAGUUUUUCUAACUGAGAGUGAAAUAACGACAAACGCAAGUAAAACAUGAGCCAAACGUUAGAUGCUUCAUUAGUUUGCAGGCAAUCCUUCCGUGUCACUGGCUGACCUCUUUAGUAAUGCUUUUUUUACAUCCCUCACUGCUGCAUGUUAUAAAGCUGUUGACACCAUGUGAAAUAUUGUAAGAGUAUUUAACUGCCCACACAGGUUUUAUUUUUGCUCUUCGUUUGAAUUGGCUGCACUCGUUUCAGCGGCACCGAAGAACACAGCGCAGAGGGAGGCAGCUGGUUGUUUCACAAGAGAAAGAGGCCACGUCUGACAUUCGAGUUCAAAUCUGGCCUUGAGGUCUUUUACAAAGUCAUAUUUUUUUAUUUGUUUCUAAAUUGAAAUCAUGAACUGAUGGUGAGCUCUUACUGCUGGGAGUGGACAAACUUUUUGGACCUCAGUACAUUAUUUAUUUUUUAUCAAGAUGUUGUACAUUUAAAACACUACGUGUCUUGGGAGAUUAUUUUGUUGUUUUUUUGUUUAUGCUUUUGCCUUAUUUAAAUGAAUUGCCAUAGGAACAGUUUUCUGAAAGUGGGAUGGGACUUACAGGUAAGGUAGCAGGCAUGACUGUAGUAAAGAUUAAAAAGAAAAUGAUGAUAAUCAUGUAAAUGUUUUAUGCUGUUAUAAACUUUUAGUUUUCACUGUAAUUAUUUUUUUUAAUUCCUGUAAUAAUUAGCUUGAAAUGUAUAUUUGCGCAUAAAUUAUUGAUAUGUUGACAUUACUUUGAUUUGUUUUGUGUUUAAAAGAAUAUAUUAUGAUUCUUUAGUCUGUGUCUGUUAGUUGGGAUUAGGGAAAUUAAAACAUGAAAGGAAAUAUAUUUUUCACAUUUUAAGUUUCAAAUGCAGUCAAAGGUCUGACCGAUAACCAAAGUGUUUCAGGCCUUAGUGAUUAAACAGAAAACAAAGAAACUCCAUGUUGUUUUUGUUGUUGUUGUUUGCAUUAUCUUUGCUUAAGUUUUAUUUUAAAUAGAUAACUUUGCUGCUGUAUUCCGUCUAAAAUACAGGUAGGUAUCUAUUAAAGCUGCUUUUUUUAAGGACAGUUGGGGAAAUUAGUAUUAAACAUGCUAAAAGGUUUAAUCCUUAAAUAUAUUUCUGAUAUGAGUGUUGAUGUGGAAACACACCAUAUGUCUGUAGCGACUCACAAAGUCGACCCAUGUAUCGCUUACUGUGAUUUACUCAACUGCAAUCAAAUCUUGAAGUUUCUUGGGACUUCUUCUACAGUGGUGUUAAAAGGAAAAUCAAACCAAUUUAUUAGUCAAAUACAACACAAGUAACCACAAAAUACUUUGCUUUUAAAUGAAGAUAUUUAUUAUUAAGGAAU